UUCCUGCAAGUCAGCGUUGAGAGCGAGGUUGACGUCAUCAUUGUGCGUUGUUUCUCCAGACAACGCUCUGCUGGCUCACUUCAUAAUGCAUACCGUUUAAUUCAUACAUCAGGGACGUGUUGUGUCGCAGUUAAAUCGAUAUUUUUGGUGUAAAGUGAGUACAAUUUGUAGUCGACACUUAAUUUAUUUCAUGGAGCCCGGAGAGGCCAGCGAGGCGGAGGCAGCAGGCAGUGUGUCUGCGGCGCAGAGGAGGGCAGAGAUCCGGAGGAGAAAACUGCUCAUGAAUUCAGAGGAUAGGAUGAACAGAAUCACGGGUUUCGCUAAAAUCGAGCCUGAAAUCAAAGCUGCAGCGCUCCGGCGUCCAACAGAGCCUCGCUUCCACCUGGAUCUGGACAGGACAGAGCCCUGGUCAUCAUCCUCAUCUUCCCCAAGACCGUCCCCUUUCCUGUCAGAGGCUUCGGGGCUGGUCAGCCGCUCCCGAGGUGCCACCCCCGAGAGGAGGGGGUCUCCUGUGCCUGACAGUGAGCCACUGGGAGGCUCUCUGGAAGACGACAUCGGAGGGAUUCGCCCGAAACCCAGAGGGGAGCGGGUAUCAGACGACCCCAGUGGCUCCCCACGCAGAGGCCUCCAGAAGUACCUGUCCCGGUUUGACGAUGCCAUGAAACUGCGGGGUCAGCUGGCCAAUGAGAAGCCGGACCAAGAUGGAGUGUCUGAACCAGAGGAGUUUGAUCCCUUCAUAAUCUUCCGUCUCACUGGCAGCAUCCUCCUCGCGGUUUUUGUCAGGGUUUUUGUCUGCACAUUUCUGUCAAUAUUUGCUCCAUUUCUGACCCUCGAACUGGCCUACAUGGGGUUGUCUAAAUACUUUCCAAAGGUAGAUAAAAAGCCCCAGACCACCGUGCUGACCGCCGCCCUGCUGCUGUCCGGGAUCCCCGCUGAGGUCAUCAACCGCUCCAUGGACACCUACAGGAGGAUGGGGGACGUCUUUGCUGACCUCUGCGCUUACUUCUUCACCUUCAUCCUCUCACACGAGAUCCUGCUGUUCAUUGGUUCAGAGACUCCCUGAUGGACCAUGGGGAACUUACUAACCCCGCCCCCCUUCUUGUUAUCAUUUCCCUCUCUCUCCCAUAGCAACAGUGCAUGGUCGUUUAUUUUGGCUGACGUGGCUUUUGUUGUGGACAGUCUACAAACGAGUCCUUACUGCCUUAUGAUCAGGGUUGUACAUGCGACCAGAGUCCAGUGUUCGUUACAGAUCGUCAGGUUAUAUCUGCUCCGGGCUGAACCUGUGAAACAGGAAGACAGCAUGUGUUUGCUUUUGAAAAGAUGUUCUGUGGCAUUUAUCGUGCUGAGAAAUAUCUAUUUUUCAGGUCUAGCACAGAAAAAAAUCAUACUGAAAAGUAGAAACCAGUUCAGCUCAUUAUCCGUCAGAGUGCAUUGAAGUUAUUAAAGCGCUGAGCGAUAAUUCUAAAACUCACAGCAUUCAGUAAACAUGUCUAGUAAUGAUGCAUAUCACAGUGUGGGAAGUGUAUGCCAAAUCACAUAAAGUAAGCAAACUGUUUCAAUGCAAUGACCUAUUUUCUAGUACUUUGCAUUACAUCAGAAAAACCAAACAAAAAUGGUUUUGUUCUAAGAUGUCUCUCUUUAUUCUCAAGUUUCUGACUUGAAUCUUCACAUUUUCUCAUAAAUUCUGGGAUUAAAGGUUUCUUUCUCCACAUAGGGCCCUUUCCCCUGUCAAAAUGAAUCGGCUAUCAAGAAAAGAAGAUACAGAAAAUAAAUGACAAUGAAUUUACUAGGGACAAAACUGAAUUUCUUCUCUAUCCCCUACAUAUGUUUUGAUUUUUAAAGUCCCAAAAGUGGAGUGUCAUAGUUACGAUCCUCCAUUUUAUAGUUAGUAAGAGAUUAAAAAGAUGAUUUGAACAUUUUACAGUAACAAGUUCCCGAUGAUUUUAUUUGGUGUCUAAAGAACUUGAACUCUCUUUCAAUUGAUUGAUGCGUUUGUGUUGGGACAGAAUUCCUCAAAGGCAAUCCCUUUAAGUCAUGUUUCAUUUGGAUCUGCCACCGGGUGUUAGGAAGGAACUCCCGAUGCAAUUACAACUGUUCCUUUCUUUGUCUAAGAGGUACAACAAGCAUUUAGUCCUUGAAUGUGGUGUGUAUUAUUUUGCAUGGCUAUAGGAGCUUAAAACACAGUAAACUUCAUACGAUAUAAUACUAGUAAUAGUAAGUGUGGCUGAGGGGAAUGUUUUGGGUUAUACUGGACAGUACUCCCGCUGGAAAUGUAUUAGGGGCAGUUUGUAUGCUUAUUUGUGUUGAGUCAUUCUGGUGAUGUGUCCUGCUUUGCUUUGUUUGAGUCUCAUGCAUACAUACUUCAUAUAUACUCUAUACUACUACUUUUGUGCAGUAAUGUCUUCUCCAUAACUUAAUUCAUCCAAAUUAUUUAUUAAUGUGAAUGUAUUAUUUCAUGUAAAUGAAUUGGACUUGUCUGACCUACUUGAUUAUUUUUGAUAAUAUUUACAGAAUAACUGUUUGUAGUGGCUCUCACAAUAUUUUAUUUCAGUAACAAAUUCAGUGUUACAAUAUAACCUAAUGAUACGUCUCUGCAUAAAGACAUACGCAGGAAUGACUAACCGGACAAUUCAAACCAAAUAAAUACUACUUGUGUGAUAUAUU
Molecule: messenger RNA, 2664 nt
Organism: Trematomus bernacchii (emerald rockcod)
Lineage: Eukaryota; Metazoa; Chordata; Actinopteri; Perciformes; Nototheniidae
Gene: camlg
Product: calcium modulating ligand
Exons: 4
Coding region: 191-1063 (290 amino acids)
Biological process (GO): tail-anchored membrane protein insertion into ER membrane
Cellular component (GO): GET complex
Source: RefSeq, a predicted model, not a curated record